UCGUUGAGUUCUGGUUGCCCGAAACAUCGAGUCUCUUCUUUGUUGUUCCGAUAUACGAUCAAAAAUGUUGCGGUCAGCAGUGUUUGCCCUGUCGGCGCUCGCGACCCUCGUGUCGAGCAAGCCACUGCCAGAAUAUGAGGAAGUUGUUCAGAAACUGAAGACACGUCAAUCGACGGCUCCUCCUGGCGGCCAACAGGAUGGCGACUUCACAUUCUAUCAAAUGCCAUCAAAAAUCUCGGGUAUCUGCGAUUUGUGCUUGGGUCCAGAUGGUGCCUUGUGGGGUGUUCAACAACUCAUCAACCAGAUCAUGCGUCUCGACCCCGAAACCGGAGAAGUGGAAGAGUUCCCAAUUCCCUUCUCACCAGGUAUUGGCAACAUCACAAUCCCUGGUCUGAAUGGCGCCUUUGGAGGCUUGAUCCAAGAUCGACUGGCCCUGUCCUGUGCGAUCCGUCCAGGUGCGGAUGGUAAAAUUUACAACACCAACGGCGCCCGAAAUCAGCUGGUGCAGUUCGAUCCAGCGACACGAGAGUUCAAGCUUUUCCAGGCACCAGUCAGCCCUCUUGGUAACCUGUUUCCAUUCAACGACAUCUUCACCGAUGACGGCGGAAUGUGGAUGACCCAAACCACUGCCAACCUUCUGCAGUAUUUUGAUUAUGAGGCACAGGACUUCACCAUCACGGUGCAGAUCCCCACGCCGCUCGCGCUUCCUCUCGGUGUCUUCGUCACUUCUGAUGGCGGUGUUUACGGCUGUGAAGUCCUUGGCAACAAGAUCUUCGAAUACAAGAGGGAUACCGGCGAGGUCGUGGAAUACAACGUCCCUGUCCCACUCACAGCACCUGCUGUCAACCGUGCUGAGCGUGAUGGGUUCAUGUACUUCUCUGGUUUCGUCGGCAACAGCCUUGGUCGCAUCAACCUGCAGACCAAGGAGAUCGAGAUUUUCCCUACCGGCGAGCCUGCCGCUUUCGGUUCCGUGACUGCAGGUCCUUCAGCUGAUGGCGAUGUCUGGAUGAGCUUCUUCACGACCACCAACGGCCUCUUCCGCUUCAACAGAGAGGAGGAGGGCACCGUCGAGCGCUUCCCAGGCCUUUUCACUUCAUCAAGAAGUCCAUUCAGGCUUGCGCAGCCAUUGACCAACAUUCCAAUCCUCGGCCCAAUCCUUGGCAACAUCCCACCCUACCUCUCCAUUUCCGUCGAAUAUGGGCCUGGCGAUGCUGUAUGGUUCGGAUCUUUUACCAGAAAUGCCGUGGGUAGACUGCAAUUGUAAGCAGUCCGCAGCUAGAGUGUCCUCGAGGCUGCCGGAGUGGCUGAAGAUGGUCUUUGCGCAUUGUACAUCGAAGAGAUGAAUAUCGCGUCAGCUCCACCCCCUGACGAAGAUGUGUAUAUAACUGGGUUGCGUUGCAAGUCCA
Cercospora beticola is the source of this 1406-nucleotide messenger RNA. RefSeq names its product Vgb family protein. The record is from RefSeq and is a predicted model, not a curated record. Gene Ontology annotation, molecular function: protein binding. Lineage: Eukaryota; Fungi; Ascomycota; Dothideomycetes; Mycosphaerellales; Mycosphaerellaceae.